GGUCACGUGACGCACAGUCGAGCGAUGUCCUAGAAAGUUUCAAGUCUCGCGCGACUUUGCGAGAACACGACUAUUUAGAGAUGCUGCAUCCGUUAUUCAAAUUGAACUGAAAACGCACCUUGGUCGUUCCUCGACAGAAAGCUCUCCUCAGUGACCCAAUGGCACGCAGGAAGUCCAAGAGGAAGCCGCCCCCCAAGAAAAAGAUGACGGGAAACCUGGACACUCAGUUCACCUGUCCGUUCUGCAACCACGAGAAAUCCUGUGAUGUCAAAAUGGAACGAACCCGCAACACGGGGAUCAUUUCCUGCAGCGUCUGUCUGGAGGAGUUCCAGACGCCCAUCACCUAUCUGUCGGAACCAGUGGACGUUUACAGUGACUGGAUUGAUGCUUGUGAAGCAGCCAAUCAGUAGUUAAGCUGACCCAGUUAGCAUCUGUAGCCCUGUUGGUUUUUCUUUAGUGUAUAAAGAUCUCACCUUGUUAUUUUGGUGCAGUUUGUAGUUCUUAUUGGCGGUCGAGUGUUUCAGCAGCAGCAGCCUUCCUGCAUCACAGCCCUCAAUGUAAAUCUGAUUAUACGAUUUCCCUUCAAAAGAUUUGUUUUAUUGUGGCCAACUCCUUUGAUUCAGUCGAUGACGUGUGACAUGAAACUACCUAAACUUUGGAAUCUAUAUGAGAAGUAGCACCUUUGUGUUUUUGUAAUGUUGAGUUCAUCAGUCCUCAAAGUGGUCUUUGUUUAGUUCUAAAACAAAAAUGUUUUUUUUCUAUUUAGACUGCUGGAGUUUUCUCCAAAGAAAACACCAUCAUAAAACUACUCUGCUUUAUUUUAUGUCCUGACACAAAAAUAAAAACACAAAACCAUU
This is a messenger RNA of Oryzias melastigma (Indian medaka), 857 nucleotides long. It is a transcript of the gene elof1, whose product is annotated as ELF1 homolog, elongation factor 1. Gene Ontology annotation, cellular component: transcription elongation factor complex. Gene Ontology annotation, biological process: transcription elongation by RNA polymerase II. Gene Ontology annotation, molecular function: RNA polymerase II complex binding. Lineage: Eukaryota; Metazoa; Chordata; Actinopteri; Beloniformes; Adrianichthyidae. The transcript is spliced from 4 exons. The coding region runs from base 159 to 410 and encodes 83 amino acids. The record is from RefSeq and is a predicted model, not a curated record.